GUUCAGAAACGGCCCUAGAAGUACCCGAGUAGUGAGCUCGGGUCUGAAGCCCUAUCCAAUAGCAUGGCCGUCUCUUGCUCCCUCUUCCAGCCCUCGCAUUCUCCGCCACCGCCCCUCCCUCUCAGCCCAGCUCUCCCCAUCCUCCACGCGCAAUCUCUCCACCUCCGCCCGCCUCACGCCUCCCGCCCGCUUUUCCCCUCCCUACCCACCCGCCGCCCGCGACGCUUCUCCGCCCAGGGCAACGGAGGCGCCUCCGAGAUUCUCGAGGAGUCGGAGGCCGACGAGGAGAGAAAUAAGCCACAAAGAGAGGUCGAGAAUGGCGGGGAGAAGAAGAAAGCGCCCACCGACGCAUCCGUCGCGGAGGAGCUCAAGGAGGUGAUGGCGGCCCGAAGGAAGGAAUCGUCUUCAUCGUCGGAUUUUUGGGUAGGUGUGGCGGAGGAAGUGAAGGAGAUCGAGUGGCCGCCGUUCGGAAAGGUCGUGGGCACAACCGGAGUCGUCCUCGCCGUCAUCGCCGGCUCCAGCGUCGCCCUUCUCACCGUCAACGCCAUCCUCGCCGAGAUCUCCGACAAGGUGUUCGCCGGAAAAGGUAUCCAGGACUUCUUCUAAAGAAUGUUCCAGAAAGUGCGAUUCCCUUCCCUGCCAAUUUCGCCGAUGGAUGCCCAAUAUAUGUAAAACAAAGAUCACUGGUAACCGUAUUAAUAUUUGCAAUAAAUUUCCAAAAAAUAAGAACCGAA
Molecule: messenger RNA, 734 nt
Organism: Zingiber officinale
Lineage: Eukaryota; Viridiplantae; Streptophyta; Magnoliopsida; Zingiberales; Zingiberaceae
Product: preprotein translocase subunit SECE1
Exons: 1
Coding region: 64-606 (180 amino acids)
Cellular component (GO): chloroplast thylakoid membrane
Source: RefSeq, a predicted model, not a curated record